GAUGUCCAUAAUAGGAGUAUUGGGUGGUAUUUGUUCAGGAAAAAUGUUAUUUUGUUAAUUAAUGAAAGAAUUGUAUGACUAUUAGAUAGUUUAAUUUGAUCAGGAGAUGGAUUUGAAUAAAACUGCAAUGAAUAUUUAUAAUAAUUGGAAUACACCCACAAUAAUAACAGCAAUCACUACAAAAGAAUAAAUACGAGUGUUAAAGAAAAGAAAUUAUUUUCAUUUAAUAUUUUUGGAUGCACCUUCAGUAAUAAGAUAUAGAAGAUAUUGUGAAAAACAUGGGUAAAUUAAAUUUGAAGAUUUUGUAAAACUUGAUGAUAAAGUAUUAAAGUUUUUACAUAUCUCAGCAAAAAUAUGAUUUAGAUUUCUUAGAGUUGGCAAAGAAUUGUAAGGUAUAUCUAAAAAAUAAUACAAAUACUAUUGAGGAAUUCACCAAUUACUUGAAACAAUAAAAGACUAAAAUUAUUAGACCAUUUCGACCUGAUUGGGAUGUAUAUUUCAUGAAAGUUAUAUUAUAUAAUAUUAUAUUAUAGAUUGCAUACACAGUUAAAUAGAGAAGUAAUUGUAUGAAAAAAAGUGUUGGAGCAGUAUUAGUUAACAAUAAUAAAAGAAUUUUAAGUACCUCUUAUAAUGGAACUCCAAAAGUGAUGAAAAAUUGUAAUGAAGGAGGUUGUGAUGUUUGUAAAGAAUCAAAAACUUUAGAUUUAAUUUUAUAUAAAUGUAUGUGCAUUCAUGCAGAAGAAGGAUGCAUCUUAGAAUUAGGUAUCACACAAACUAGAAAUACUACAUUGUAUACAACUUUGUUUCCAUGUGUUUGGUGUUGUAAAGCUCUUUUGUAAGCUGUAUGAUUUAGAUAUUUAUUUUUAGGAAGUUUCAAGAAUUGUUUAUUGUGAAUAAGGUAAUUGGGAUCUAUCUUUGUAGAUUAUAUAAAAUUUAAUAAAAUAUGAUUAAAUAGAUGUUGAACAAUAUAUUUAUUGA
Paramecium pentaurelia is the source of this 978-nucleotide messenger RNA. NCBI's taxonomy places the organism in Eukaryota, Ciliophora, Oligohymenophorea, Peniculida, Parameciidae. The record is from the annotation of a GenBank genome assembly.